Molecule: messenger RNA, 1693 nt
Organism: Prosopis cineraria
Lineage: Eukaryota; Viridiplantae; Streptophyta; Magnoliopsida; Fabales; Fabaceae
Product: cytochrome P450 CYP82J17-like
Exons: 2
Coding region: 32-1618 (528 amino acids)
Biological process (GO): defense response to other organism
Molecular function (GO): oxidoreductase activity, acting on paired donors, with incorporation or reduction of molecular oxygen; iron ion binding; heme binding
Source: RefSeq, a predicted model, not a curated record
UCUAAUCCAAGACGGAAAGAGAGAAGCCAUAAUGGAUCUCCUCUCUAUCCUAACACUAACAGCAAUCGUAACCCUACUUUUGUCCCUACUUGUAUGGAUCAGAGCUCAGAAAAACUCACCAAAUCACACAGCCAAAGGCAUGGUAGCACCAGAACCUUCCGGAGCCUUACCCUUAAUAGGCCAUCUUCAUCUUCUUGGAGCUCAAGCUCCUCUCGCCCACACCUUAGGUUCUUUUGCAGACAAGUACGGCCCCAUCUUCACCCUCCGUCUCGGAGCCUUCCCUGCUCUCGUCGUUAGCAGCCAAGACGCCAUUAAAGACUGCUUCACCACCAACGACAAAACCCUAGCCGCUCGCCCAAGGUCCAGCCAUGGCGUCUACCUCAAUUACAACUAUGCCUCAUUCGGGUCUGCGCCAGACGGCCCGUAUUGGCGCAAAUUGAAGAAGCUCAUCAUGCUCGAGCUCCUGUCAACUCGAAGACUCGAAUCGUUGAGGCAUAUAUAUGAAAGUGAGAUUUAUGAUUUCAUCAGUGACUUGUACUCGUAUCUCGGAGAUGGUAAUAAGGGUAAGGUUGUGAUUAGCGAGUGGUUGGAGAGAUUGACUCUGAACAUAAUCACGAGGAUGAUUGCAGGGAAGAGGUAUUUUGGGAAUUUGAAGGAUGUGGAUGAUGAAGAGGCACGUAGGGUUGUGAAGCUUAUAAAGGAUUUUAUGCAUAUUUCUGGGGACUUUGUUCCUUCAGAUUUGAUUCCGUUUCUGGGAUGGUUUGGUGGUGAAGGGAAAGUUUUUAGAUCGAUGAAGAAGAUUGCAAAUGAUUUGGAUUGUCUUGCGUCGAGUUGGAUUGAAGAGCAUCGUGUGAAGAAGAAAGAGUUCAGUGAGAAGCAGGAUUUCAUUGACUUGAUGCUUUCUGUGAUUGAAGACGACGAGUACUCUACCUUUGGCCAUGCACGUGACACCAUCAUCAAAGCAAAUGUUCUUAAUUUGAUCUUAGCUGGAGCAGACACAACCUCCAUCACCUUGACAUGGAUCCUAUCAUUAUUGGUGAACAAUAAGCACGUCCUGAAGCUUGCCCAGGAGGAGAUUGAUCGUCACGUAGGCAAGAAAAGAUGGGUCCAAAUCUCAGAUAUCAAAAACCUAAUUUACCUUCAAGCCAUUCUCAAAGAAACCCUAAGAUUAUACCCUCCAGCUCCUCUCUUAGUCCCUCAUGAAGCAACCCAAAACUGUUAUAUUUGCGGCUAUUACGUCCCAAAAGGCACCAGAGUGUUUGCCAACAUAUGGAAACUCCAUAGAGACCCGACCAUUUGGUCGCAGCCUGAAAGAUUCAUGCCUGAGAGGUUCAUUACAGAGAAAGGAGAUAUUGAUCAUGAAGGUCACCAUUUUCAGUACCUUCCUUUUGGGCUUGGGAGAAGGGCUUGUCCUGGUUCGAGUUUAGCAAUGCAAGUGAGUGUGUUGACUCUUGCUCGUUUGCUUCAAGGGUUUGAGUUGGAGAGCGUAGGUCAUGAACCAGUGGACAUGAAAGAAGGUGCCAGCUUUACUUUGCCGAAGGCAAUUCCAUUGGAGGUUGUGCUAACUCCACGUCUUUCGUCUCAUCAAUAUCAGAUGUUAUUGUCCAAUAAUUCUUAACCUUAUUUUGCAUUCAACUCUUCGAAAAUAAGCAAAGUACGUUGUACCAGUAAUUAAUUAUUACCUUUAUUCUAA